GUGACCCCGCAGGUCCCCGGAUGCCCUCCGGGCCAGUGGCCAUCCAGCUUGCCGGCCACCACAUCAUAUGAGCCGUACUAUCUUUAGCCAGAGAUAUUUAUAUCCCCUGGGAAUUUUUUUCCUCUACGGGGGAGCCCCAGAGUUGGUGGCCGCUGAUUCCAGGCCCCCAGCGUUGGCCUCCGCCCCUCUGGCCCGCCAUGCCGCGGGGCCCGGAGGUCCCGGUGCAGGUGUGGGUGGACAGCCAGCUCUUCCAAGCCGACCAGGCCCUGCUGGUGGAGCACUGCGGCUUCUUCCGCGGCCUCUUCCGCUCCGGCAUGCGCGAGGCGCGCGCGGCUGAGGUCCGCCUGGGCGCGCUGAGCGCCGGCGGCUUCCGCACCACGCUGCAGGUGCUGCGCGGCGAGCGGCCGGCGCUGGAGGCGGAAGAAGAGCUGCUACAGGCCGUGGAGUGCGCUGCCUUCCUGCAGGCGCCAGCGCUGGCGCGCUUUUUGGAGCACAGCCUCACGUCGGACAACUGCGCGUUGCUGUGCGACGCGGCCGCCGCCUUCGGGCUGGGCGACGUGUUCCACAGCGCCGCGGUCUUCAUCCGCGACGGCGCGCGCGAGCUGGCGGCCGAUCUGGCGCUGCCCGAGGCCCGCGCAUACGUGGCGGCGCUGCGACCCAGCAGCUACGUGGCCCUGAGCGCGCACACGCCCGCGCCCGGCUUUCUGGAGGAUGCGUCGCGCACGAUGUGCUACCUAGACGAGGAGGAGGACGCUUGGCGCACGCUGGCCACGCUGCCCCUGGAGGCCAGCACGCUGCUGGCAGGCGUGGCCACACUGGGCAACAGGCUGUACAUCGUGGGGGGCGUGCGGGGCGCCAACAAGGAGGUCGUGGAGCUGGGCUUCUGCUACGACCCCGAGGGCGGCACGUGGCGCGAGUUCCCCAGCCCGCACCAGCCGCGCUACGACAUGGCGCUGGUCGGCUUCGACGGCCGCCUCUACGCCAUUGGCGGCGAGUUCCAGAGGACGCCCAUGAGCUCCGUGGAGCGCUACGACCCGGCUGCGGAGUGCUGGAGCUUCGUGGCCGACCUGCCGCAGCCGGCUGCAGGCGUGCCCUGCGCCCAGGCUCGCGGCCGCCUCUUCGUGUGUCUCUGGCGCCCGGCCGACACGACGGCCGUGGUGGAGUACACAGUGCGAGCUGACACGUGGCUGCCGGUGGCCGAGCUGCGGCGCCCGCAGAGCUACGGCCACUGCAUGGUGGCCCACCGCGACAGCCUCUACGUGGUGCGCAACGGACCUUCCGAUGACUUCCUACACUGUGCCAUCGACUGCCUCAACCUGGCCACGGGCCAGUGGACGGCGCUGCCGGGCCAGUUCGUCAACAGCAAGGGAGCGCUCUUCACGGCGGUGGUGCGCGGCGACAUCGUCUAUACCGUCAACCGCGUGUUCACGCUGCUCUAUGCCAUCGAGGGCGGCACCUGGCGGUUGCUCAGGGAGAAGGCCGGCUUCCCACGGCCGGGGUCCUUGCAGACCUUUCUCCUGAGACUGCCUCCUGGCGCCUCAGGGCCUGUGGCCUCCACGACGCCAGAACUGUGACCCCUGGGCUGGGCUGUAGCAGGCGACGCCCUGAGUCUUCCCUGAGCUAUGGCUGAGUCUAUGGGGCUGGCCUUGGGAGCUUCUGGGAACGUCUCUCUCCCUGGUUGAAACUUCCGGGUCGUGUGACUUCUGGUAAUAUGGACAUGUCCAAGAAGCUCAGGGAGCAACGAGGACGCUGGGGUCUGAGCCCUCAAAUUACUUGGGCUCUGCUGAGAACUGGUGGGUCACAGUGUCAGAGGAAGGGAUAGAAUUUCAAUAAUCCAGGCUUGUGUGUGAAUGGGCCAGUAACUGAGCAUGGCUAGGAGUGGGUUAGGUGAUGUUAAACUGCCAACCAGUAGGCAAGAAUUAGGCAGCUACUGUGUGCCCAGCUCAGUGCUAGGCCUGAUGUGGCUGUGGUUGCCAGACUGGGGUCCACAAAGGUUAGAGCCUGGCCCAGG
This is a messenger RNA of Ceratotherium simum simum (southern white rhinoceros), 2011 nucleotides long. RefSeq names its product kelch repeat and BTB domain containing 13 (gene KBTBD13). The record is from RefSeq and is a predicted model, not a curated record. Gene Ontology annotation, molecular function: protein binding. Gene Ontology annotation, biological process: relaxation of skeletal muscle; regulation of the force of skeletal muscle contraction. NCBI's taxonomy places the organism in Eukaryota, Metazoa, Chordata, Mammalia, Perissodactyla, Rhinocerotidae.